Messenger RNA from Malassezia sympodialis ATCC 42132, 1866 nucleotides. Its product is annotated as histidine phosphatase family protein. Gene Ontology annotation, molecular function: acid phosphatase activity. NCBI's taxonomy places the organism in Eukaryota, Fungi, Basidiomycota, Malasseziomycetes, Malasseziales, Malasseziaceae. The record is from RefSeq and is a predicted model, not a curated record.
AUGCACGGCCCCCGCGACUCGAUGGACGGGGACGAGAUCGAGCAGGAGAAGCUCAUCCUGCAUCAUAUCGACUCGGACCAGUAUGGCCGCCCGGUCAUGCACUCGGUGCCGAGUGAGGGUGUCGAGAACGCGUCUGCGCCACUGGAGCAGGGCUACGUGCCGCCUGCCCAGCGCGACGACCACCUCGAUCACCAAGGGCGUCCUGAAUGGCUGCGCAACAUGACGUUGCAGGUGAUGCCUCCACCGCAGCGCCGACUUGUUCGUCUUGGCACGCUCGUCGUCAUCCUAGGUAUGGUGGCGGGCCUCUUUUACUUUGCGCUAGGCCCGUCGUCGUCGGAGCCCGCGGCGGCAGCGCCAAGCACACAGGCCGCUACCACAGAGGCACACAUCGACAUGGCGUCACAGGCCGCCGCUACGUUCGGCACGGAUGUAGGGUACCCCGGUCCGUAUCGGGCGGGGGAGGCGCCGCACUUUGCCGACGAGAUGGUCGCUGCGACGCCGACGCGUGGUGCCUCGCCGAUCCAGACGGCCAUUCCGCACUUUACACAGUUCCGCCCAUUUGAUCAUAUGGGCCCCCUUACGCCGUACAAAUCGGCGCAGUUCGCUGGCGUCGACAACGCGCGGUACCUGGCGACGCCUCAGGCGGCGAACGGAACGUGCAAGCUAUCGCAAGUGCACAUUUUACAUCGCCACGGCGCGCGCUACCCCACGCAAGGCGCGCCAACAGAGCUUGUCAAGGCACUGCUCGCCACGCGCCACACACUUGCCUUCUCCGGGCCCCUCGAGUUCCUCAAGACGUACGAGUACCGCCUGGGCGAGGAACUUCUUGUGCCGCUUGGCCGCGAGCAGCUGCACAUGGCCGGUGUGCAAGCGGCGAUGGACUAUGGGCGUCUUGCGGCGGCCGACAAAGCGCAAGGGCGGCGCCUCUUUGUGCGUGCGGGCAGCCAGCAGCGCAUUGUCGACAGUGCCCUGGCGUGGGUCACGGGCUUUUGGGGCGCAUCGUGGGCGCAGCACACGGACAUGGAUGUGCAGAUCGAGGCGCCCGGCUUUAAUACGACCCUCGCGCCGAACUUUGCAUGUCGCGCGGCCAAGGAUGCGUUCCGCACGGAAGCGUACGUCAACGAGACGCUUGCCUCGACGGCGCACCGCCUGCAGAAAUACGUCAAGGGCGCUACGCUGACGCCCAUGCUGCUGUACGGCAUGCAGCAGCUGUGCUCGUACGACACAGUCGCGUUUGGGCGCAGCGACUUUUGUGCGCUUUUCACGCGCGAGGACUGGCUUGCGUACGAGUAUGGGUGGGACCAGCGCUUCUACUACGACUAUGGGGCGGGCCACCCCACUGGUGCCGCAAUGGGUCUGGGGUGGCUUGACGAGUUUCUGAGCCGCGUCACGCGUACGCCGUGGAAUGCGACAACGCAGACGUCCGAGAACCGCACGCGCAAUGCCAAUGCGGCGCUCUUCCCGGUGGAUCGUGCGGUGUAUGCGGACUUUACGCACGACUCCGUGCUCACCAGUGUGCUGGCCGCGCUGCGCCUGGAGUCGUUUGGCACGCCGCCGCAGCGUGCCGACGAGGCGCGUGCAUUCCGCACGAGCGAGGUCAUUCCCUUUGCUGCGCGCCUCAUCUUUGAGGUGUGGGACUGCGCGAGUCCUGUGCCGGCGCCGACCGAGACGCCACACAAGCGGCGCCUUCCGCUGUCGACGUACCCCCCCGCGCAGUAUGUGCGGCUCAAGCUGAACGAUGCGAUUGUACCGCUGCGACAGCUGCACGGGUGCGAAGACCGCGCAGACGGCCUAUGCACGCUACCGGCGUUCCUGCGCGCCCACGCGGAUCGUCACGAGCAGGGCUGGUGGGGACACUGUACGUAG